AGGGUGUCCGCGCAGACGUGCACGCGCACAGCGGCGAAAGCAGUAGAUCUGGAGCUAACUGCUAAAUGCUAAAGGUUAGCCAACAGCAGCAGCAGCAGUGAGUUAAGAAGAAAAUGGCGAUCAUGCAGGACGAAUGCCUCCCCUCGUAGAUGCUGCAAGCGCGUUCAAGGAAUUCUUUUAGCCUUACAAUCGGCUUUCCUUUUCCACUCUGGUGCACUUUAUUCUUCAAUGAGGGAACCCACCCACAGAAGGGAUACGUUGUGGAUGGAAGAAAGCGAGAAACGCAGUGUGUGACUAAGACGGAGGAUAAGACUAACAGGAGUGGACACAAGGAAUCCAAACGGCAUCCCCUUUCUCCAAUCCCCGCACACCAACGCACAUUUCAGUGUUCAUCAAGGCCUCAGCGAUGCCAAGGGGGCCCGAUCAAGCAGCCGCCCACUCUGAACAAGCCGGCCUCUUCGCUCCAGACCCUUGAGGCCGUACCUGCUCAAGAAGUCCCCCUCUCCCUCGUCACCCUGGGAACCCGAGAAAAUACGUUCUCCUGUCAACCCGGGGAGGCCCUCAAGCCCAUACACGAGCUGCAGCAGCGGGCUGCCCUCGCAGGCAUGGCUCCCAUUCGGGAUUCAGUCAGCCAUUCUCCUAAUCAAACAGGCCUGGAACACCCUGGCUUGGACUCGCAGUAUGAGCCCUCUCCCUGGUCUUCUGGCUCUCCCUGCAGCGGCGACAGCAACAGCAGUUGGGGAAAGGUCCUAGUGGACGGAAGCACAGAUAAAGCCAACAACCCCACCUCGACUAGUUCUUCUGUCUGGCCCCCGUCGUCGUCUUCUUUCUCUUGUUCCUCCUCCUCGUCCUCUUCCGGCUGCGGGUCAGGAUCCGACCCCGAGUUGGCGUCAGAAUGCAUGGAUGCGGACUCGAGCCCGUCGACCGGCUCCGAGAAUAACUUUGCGGCGCUCGCCGCGACGACCGGGAUGAUGUCAGCAAACGCGUCUUCCGCCGAGUCUCCGUCGACGUUCGCGCCUUCCUCCGACAUGAUGGUCGGCGUUUCGAUGAACGGAGACAGCAACGGCAAUAGUUGUCAGGUUAACGGCGGAGGCGUCGGAACAAUCUGUGGUGCAAAAAAUGGAAAUAGCAACAUUACUGGACACCCUCACUUCUCUGUGGCCGGGUCCAGCGGUCUUGGCAGCAAUAACCUGGGUAACCAUAACAAGCUUGUUAACAACAGUGUUUGGGCCACUCAGUCAGGCAACACCAUGAUGGCUUCCAGCGAAAGCAGCAGCAUCGGAGGCUUGACUCCCCCAAACGCCAACCAUGGUGCCUGGCCACAAAAUCCAACCCUGGGCCCCCAACGUCCUCUCCAGCCUCAGGGGAUGAAUUCCAAAUUGGGUAUCGCUCCCCAGCAAGGCCCCGUGAUGGGAUGGGGUGGCAUGGCAGCUCCCGACAAAAGCAGUAUGAUGGAAGACAUGGAGGUGAAUAAUGGUACAUCAAGCAGCAAUGUGUUAGGAGGCAGCAGCAGUGGAAAUGGUGGCCCGCCGCCCGCCAACUUUAACACUGAACCCAACGGACCAAAUAACACUAUGACGAUGAAUACUACUACUACUUCUACUAUUACUACUACUAACACGACAAUGACCUCUGCUCCACCAAACUCUAUCGCCUCGCCUCAACUGAGCGGCGAAUGCUCCUGGGGCUCGAUUGGAGGAGCAGGGCAUGGUGGUCUGCUGCCCAACGGAAACACUUCAUCCGCCCCCCAGCGCCCCCACGGAGAGAUGGCGGGUCCCGGAACCUUUGGUACGCCUUGGGAUGCAUCUAGCUACUCUGGAGAGAAGGGUCCCCCAAAUUCCGACACUGUGAACCCACAAGCCCCUGCCUUAAUGCAGGCUGGCAAUUCCCAAAUGUCCACUACUGCUGCUGUUAAGAGUAAUAAUAACAACCACCAUGGCACCGGGGGUUCACGCUGGGAUCAGGGGCCUGCCAGUAACCCAAAUCCGAGUCAGAGCAACAACCCCUGGGGUCUCAGUACAAAUCAAACCCCAGCCUCUGCAGGACAACUCCCAGGGACUGUGAACCAAACGUCAAUGAGCUCUCCUUUAGGGGUACCUCGCCCUUGGGGAAGCAGCGCAUCAUCUUCCUCCUCCUCGUCCUCCUCGUCCACGUCUAACAAGCUGUCGAAUGGAGAGUGGGGAACAACCCACGGGAACAACCAUUUGGAGGCUGAAAGUCAAAAAGGAGGUGCUGCUAACAAUGGCUGGAAGAGCCUGGAGGACGAUGCCAUAGGCAUGGGUGGCGGAGGGCCCGGCAGCGCAAGCCUGGCUGGUGUGUCAGGGGGCUGGGGCCGCUCUGGAGGAAGCGAGGGAAGCGGCGAGAGCUCCGGAGGCCAGUCCGGCUCGGACCGAGAGAACGCCCUGUCAAAAGGAGGGAAUCGAAGAAAAGUCAACAAUCCGACAACAGUCGUCGCCUUACCGAGUCGAACCGAUGUGGACCCGAGGGUCCUAUCGAAUACCGGGUGGGGACAAACACCCAUACAACAGAAUACUGCUUGGGAUGUGAGUUCCAUCAACAAGCAGCCACUGGCGCUCAGAGGAGAUGAAAGAAAACAGCGCUCCGGCUGGGGAACAGCAACACCCGCACGGACCGCUCCGAGCCAGACCUCUGGGGGUACAGGUUGGGGUGAUGGUCCAGGUUCUGCGAGCACAGAUACUGGAAGCUCUGGUUGGGGAGAGCCGCGAUCAAACUCCGGGUGGGAUAACAGAGGCCCGGGAAGUGGCUGGGAUAAUGGAUCCAGUUACAAAGGGGGCAACAACAACAGUAAAGAUGACAGAUCCAAUACAUGGACAAAUACGCCCAAACAGCAACAGGGCUGGAGUUCCAGCAGUGGCAAUGAGGAUGAAGGCUGGGGUCAAGCUGGAGAUAGUUCCAGAGCAGUGUCGAACAACCACUGGGGAGAUCCCCACAAAAGUGCCGGGUCAGUAGGCUGGGACAGCGACAGCGACCGAUCAGGUUCCGGAUGCUGGAGCGAGCCGGGCCGAACCAACACCAGCAGCAGCAACACCUGGGGAGGAAGCGGAGGGUCAAAUACUCCAGACCAGAGUACUCCCACCCCUGGCUCCAACUGGGGCGACUCCAAACCCAGUCAUCAAAAUAAAAGCCAAGGCUGGGGAGAGCCAGUGAAGAACAACCAGGUUUCCCAGAACUGGGGCGACUCCAAUUCGAAGCCCUCGUAUACUUCCAACGAGUGGGGAAAAGGUCCCGACUCCAAUAUGUCAAGGGCCAACAACAAGCCGACGGGCUGGUUGGGAGGUCCCAUGCCCACAGUGGGUCAAAAGAACGACGCCGCAACUGGGUGGGAGGAGCCGUCUCCAGAAUCCGUUCGCCGGCGGAUGGAGAUUGAUGACGGAACCUCAGCUUGGGGAGACCCUGUGAAAUACCACGGCGGCGCUGUCAACAUGUGGAACCGAACGAGCCAAUCGGAGCAAGACAAUGUUGGGCCAUCUUCUCAACACCAAUCUCACUCAUCGCAUAGCUCGACACAUCCUUCGCAGUCCAUGCAGCCUCAUGGGCAAGAUAAAGGUGGCAAUUCAAGUUGGGGUGAGGCAUAUCCCCAGCAGAAAGAGUCCUCAACAUGGGGUGAACCCAGCUCGACUCCGCCCGUGACGGUGGACAAUGGGACAUCAGCCUGGGGGAAGCCAGUGGACACUCGCCCGAGUUGGAAUGAACCCAGUCGGGAUAAUAGAGAACCUGCAUCUGGUUGGGGAGGUCGUCAUAAGUCUGGUCUUGGUUCCAAACCGAUGGACACAUGGCGCGGUGAUGACUCUAUGGGUAACAGUUGGGACCAGGAAGAGGAGGUCGAGAUUGGCAUGUGGACUAACAACCAACAGGAUAACCGAUCACAUGACCAAAACACCUGGAACUACAAGCAUAAGGGAUCCUUCAAGAUGAAUAAACCUGUAAACAAACCCGACGAGCCGUGGAUGAAACCGUUCAUGAACCAGUUCAACAACAUGAGCUUUUCACGAGACUCUCCUGAUGACUCCAUGAAAACUGGAGCAGGUAUGGUGCAAGACAAGCGCAUGGACUCGAUGGAUUUUGGGGGAGUCAUGGGGAAGAAUGCUGGGUCCCAACACCAGCUCUCCAAAGACUCGCCCAUGGAUCGUAGUUCUUACUAUGACAAGCUGUCCGCUCCCCUCUCUGCUUCGGCCGAGCGCUGCUCCAGUCAAAGCAUGAGCUUUUCCCCUCCCGCUUCCACUCAGCCUAUCCUAUGUCACGACUCCGGGCCAUCUCCCGCCCACUCUAACCCUGGCGUCUCUCGGCAGAAUGUAAACCCAAUGCUGGGUGGCAACAGCUUAGCACAGGGCCGCGGUGGGAUGCAGUCUCAACUCCCUCAUCCUAAUUACCGGAAUCAAGUGCCUCCUCCCAUCAUGCCCUCUCAGGUCCCUCCACCCCUGUUAAAAUACCCAGGUGGUACUGGAGCCCUGAACCCUUUGUUAGGCCCUCAGCAGGUGGCUGUGCUUAACCAGCUCUCCCAACUCAACCAGCUGACCCAGCUGCAGCGGCUUAUUCUUCUCCAGCAACAGCAGCAACAACAACAGCAGCAGCAACAGAAGGCCCAGAACCAGAGAGUGAUGCCCGUGGGACGACCGUCUGAGCAGACGCGCCCAAUCGGGUCAUCUCCAUCAAUGAUUCAGCCUCCACGUCACCUGGACGCUUCUUUGCUGAAGCAGUCCCCAGCCCUUAAACCAUACUUGGAUAGCUACUUGCCCCACAACAGCCCUGACAUGGUGAAGGAUACUUCCACAAUUGGAUCCUUCAGCAACUUCCCUUUAAGCUUGAACCCUAACCUGAAUGUAUCCCUGGACAUGGGUGUUGGGACUAAUGCUGGCGGAGCUUUAAGCUACAAAGAACUGCCCCAGUCCAGGCUGAAGAAACUGUGGGUUGCCGACCCUCUGGAGCAGAACAGCAAAUCUGGUGCUAUUUCGUCAGGGCUGCGUCUGGAGGACUCUCCCUUUUAUGACUUCCUGUCCCCCGGCCCAUCUCCCCUGAGUCCUCCCGGCCAAUCAAUGGGCUCAGUGGGUGACGUCUGGCCGCCCCGUGCCAAUUCCCCACCACCCCAUGCAAACACUGUCACCUGGCCCCCAGAGUUCCGACCCGGUGAACCUUGGAAAGGUUACCCCAACAUUGAUCCUGAAACUGACCCUUACGUGACCCCCGGUAGUGUCAUUAAUAACCUCUCCAUCAACACCGUCCGUGACACAGACCACCUCAGGGACAGGAACAAUGGGCCAUCCUCAUCACUGAACACCACGAUGCCUUCUAACAGUGCCUGGUCAUCCAUUCGUGCCUCCAGCCACAGCGGUUCCCUCACCAGUACAGCACAAAGCACUUCAGCCAGACCCAGUGAGUCAAAAUGGUCUCCCGGCAUUGGUUCUGUAUCAAACUCCUCUCUGGCCCAUGAGCUGUGGAAGGUCCCCCUGCCUCCCAAGGCGCUGUCCGUGGCGGCCCCCUCCAGACCUCCACCUGGCCUCACCGGUCAGAAGCCCAACUCGGCCUCCUCCGGCUGGGAUGGCUCGGCCCUGAGGCUGGGUGGGUGGGGGUCCACUGACUCCACAUACGCACCUGGCUCCAGUUGGGGUGACAGCAACAGCUCAGGGAGAACCCAAUGGCUUGUUCUGAAAAACCUCACACCUCAGAUUGACGGCUCUACGCUGAGGACUCUGUGCAUGCAGCAUGGCCCUCUGAUCACAUUCCACCUCAACCUGCCGCACGGUAACGCUGUGGUGUGCUACAGCUCCAAGGAUGAGGCUGCCAAGGCCCAGAAGAGCCUGCACAUGUGUGUUUUGGGGAACACGACUAUUCUGGCCAAGUUCGCCAGCGAGGAGGAAAUCAGCCGCUUCUUUGCACAAGGGCAGUCACUGGCCACUCCCUCCUCGGGCUGGCAGGCCAUCGGCUCGUCUCAGAGCAGAAUGGAUCAGUCGCACGCUUUUCCCAGCCGCUCCGCCGAGCCCAGCCAAUGGAACAGCGGCGAUCUCCACGGCUCCUCCCUCUGGGGCGGGCCCAAUUAUUCCAGUAGCCUGUGGGGCAGCCCCAGCGGCACGGAGGCGGGAAGGAUCGGCAGCCCUUCUCCAAUCAGCUCCUUCCUCCCGGUGGAUCACCUGGCCGGCGCCGGGGACUCCAUGUGAGUGAGCGUCGGCAAGGGUUAGUGGCAAAUUGUCAAUAAUCAGCAGAAUGAAAAGCAAAAGAAGUGGCACUACUCACUUAUGACAAGAUGUUCAACAAAACGGGGUCCCCCCCCUGUGGAAAACAAGUUACGUUUCUCUCUCUGCACAUAUGUCCACUUUGUUUUAGCCCAAAAACAUAUCAGUCGGAAUACUUGAAUCCUGCAGGCCAAUUCUAUAAUGUGAACGGAUGGAUAUUUGCUUCCAGGUAGUGCUCUUUCACACCGAAAAAAAAGCUUCAAUUGAGCUCAUUAUUAUAAAUAUAUAUAUAUUUGUUUCCUUCGUCGUGUUUUUUUUUUCUUUUUUUUUUAAUUCCAAUUAUUUUCUUUUUUUGCUGACAAUGUUGGAGUAAGAGCUUUUUAAACUUUGCACUGAAUGUGUUUUUUUUUGUUUUUUUUUUCCUCAGUAUAUAUUUAAUCUGCAAUAUAGAGGGAGCAGCCAGUUUUUUCCAGUGUAGCUGUUUACUCAUUGAGGUCCUUACCGUGUAUGCGUGGCUGUACAGUGUGUGUGCGUGCGCGUGUGUGUUUGCGCGCGCUCCUUUCUUGCCUUGGCACGCCUGUCGUGGAGUUUGAGAUCAACAGAUAAAUUCAAGAAGAAGAAAAAACUAAUUCGGGAGGAUUAUCUCGGGAUAGUUAAGAGAGAGAGAAAAAAAAAAGUAUUGCACCAAUGUUUUGUUUGAAAACUAAAGAACGUUGAGCUCUGCAGUGCAAAGGACUGUAGCCGCAGCUGGGACUAGCAAGCCCCAGCUACCCUAAUGUAGGGGCCGGGGCCUAUCUAGCAAGCCCUCCCUAGCGCCCCCACAAGGGCAAGGGUGGGAACAGCACUUUCAGAAUAGGCUUUCAAUAUUUUGGAGGUGCCACACUGCAACCUCUUGUUUACAAGACUUAGGAGGCGGAACGUGUGUUCAUCCUUCAUUUUAAAGAGAAGAUGGAGUAAAAAAAAAAAAAAAACGUAAAAAAAAAUAUAUAAAACUGAAAAAAAGGAAAAACAUUUCUAAAAGAAGAAAAAAAUCACAAAAAUAAUGUUAGCGAGGAUGAAGAAGAUGCUUUGUAACUCUGGGAAUUCGGAUCAGUGUUUUUGGCCAUGGUGUUGGUUAUUUGAAUUAUUCCUCUGUCUGCUAAAUAACCAGCAAUGGUUCUCAGGAAAUCAAGCCAGUUUUCCCCCCCUUAUAGUUGAUUUAAAGAGGAAAAAAAAAAAAAAAACGACUACUCCUCCUCCUUGUAGGAAAGGAAAAUCCAACUUCUAGCACUGAAAACUAUGUAUGAUAUGGUCUGUAAGUUUCUUUUUUUCUCUGCCAAAUAACUGCUUUAAGCUGGAGAAGCUCAACACACUGCUUUCAAUAUGCUGUCUUUUGAGGGUUGGGGGGGUCCAAGUGUGUGCGUGUGCGAGAGAUCAUGUUUGUGUGUGUGUGUGCGUCUCCUCCACUCCACCCGAGUUCAAAUCAACAGUGGGGGGAGUGCAAAUGUUGUAUAAACCAAGAGAAAGGCGAAACUGUAUCUAUGCAUACUGUAGCUUCUCACGGCCUACUGAGAGGUUUUUUUUUUUCCAUGUCCGACAAGUUUUAAAUGUUUCAUUCAGUACGACAACAUUUUAAACGACAUAUUUAGCUCUCAUUGCCAGUGUUUUUUUUUUGUUUUUUGUUUUUUUGGGGGGGAAAGAAAAAAAAAGGAAAGAAGCAACAUGUUUGUUUUUGUUUUUAUAAACAGUGAAGCAAAAGUCGUCCACAUUUCAUUGCCUUGAUCCCAAUUGUGUCCGCACAUGCAACAACAAGUCAAGUGGCUUCUACCUGUUUACAAAUGGAAUAUGAUUGUAUUGUUGUGCUGGGGAGGGAAGGGCAUCUUAAACCUGAUCAAUAAUGUGUGAAUGUGCGUCCAUGUUCAUAGAUGUCCCAUCUCGGUUGUCGUGUAGCUCCCAUGAUGCUCAACUUCUUUUUUUGUGUGUUGGGGUGGAGGGGGAGGGGCUUAAAAAAAAAAAAAAAAAAAGCUUCCGAGUGCACAUGAGCGUUAGCGAAGCCAUGGACCUUAAACUCUUCAGUGCGUGUGGUUUUUAUUUGACAAGUACGACACGUUGGCUUUAGUUUUUAAGUCGAGCAGUGAUUAACAAUGAGUAUUAGCCACAAGUGUGUGUGCGUGUGUGUUUGCGUGCGCGCUAGUAUUGAACUGCUCUACCAAAUAAUUCAAUCAAAAUCUUAGUUUACUUAAUUCCACAUCUCUUUGCUUAAACUGUGUUUUUGUGGGUCUUAUUAGACGCGAUUUAUCAAGAGGAACAUCAGAAUUUUUUUUUUUUUAUGUGAUUAACUUAACUGACAUGUUGAAGAGAGGAGCCUUGGAUUUUGCACUUGGUGGGUUUGGGUUUUACCCAAAAGCCGUUUGUAAGGAACCAUCGGUCGGAAGAGCUGGUGAUGAUGGCGUUGUAUUUUUUUGCAAAAGUGGCUGAAUGUGUGUGUUAUAGUUUAGUUAGUUUAGUGACAGGGUAAAUGGAGAAGAUGGUGUUGUCUUCUUUGGAGAACCAGCAAGUUGUCUCAUUGCUUACCUUCCUAUCCAACCACUUGUUGCUGUCCAGUAGAAACAUUUUUUACCCCCUCCAAAAAGUUAUUAAUGGCCUACAGAUGCCGCAAGGUGGCGGCAAAGCACUAUUUUAUCCAAAGGCAACCCAGUUCCAUUUAUUUACUUGAAGUUAAAAAAAAAAGUUACUCAAAAAACAAAUAUGUGGGGAUGUUUGCUUUUCAUUGGACAGUGAUGUGCUGUAGUUGUCAUGGCAACAGGCAGUCACAGGGACAGCGGGAAAAACAAGGAAGCCUGCCCAGUAGGUUGUCGCUUGUCGUCUUCUGGAAUGAACAGCUUGCCCGAUUCUGGAUUUGCUCGAGCUCCCACUUGCUUUUCUUCUCACCGAUCCAGCGUCAGUUUGUCCUCUUAGCUCUCAACCUCGACUAACAUUAUCUUCGAUGAUCUUUCAGUUGCAGCAAGGCGUUCUCUCUCCAGCUUUGCGAGCUUUCGCCAGCUUCUUCUCAAUUCCUCUUUUUCGGCCUUCUUGCAUAGACAGCUUUCUUAACAAUAGCGUUGGAAGGAGGAUGGAGGGUUAGCUUUUGUGUCACGGCUUGCUAAAAAAAAAAAAACAUCGACACUUAAUGUCCGUAAACUACUGAUAAAGACCACAUUAUUACCACAGAUAUUCUUUGCCAAGGAAUUAUGUGCCUCCUACAGAAUGGCGAUAAAGUUUUGGAAAGCUUUGAGGGGGGUAACGCUAGCUAGCCGACCUUUCUGCAGCACGACUGCAUUUUCUUUCCCCCCCCGUUAAGUGUCGAAGCGAAAUGCUCACGUGACUGCUUGACAACACAGAAUUCCAUAAGAUGAUGCCAAAUGGAGGUGGUAGCGGGAAUGAAAGGGACAAGGGGGGGGGGGGGGGUUAUGAAUGUGUGUGUGUUUAAGAAGCAGGACAAUGCGGAAUGCUUGAAGCCAAGUGUUUUGCAACGAUGAUUUAAGGAAAACCUUUUGAGCGAGAACCACCUUACAAUCUCCAGGGCUGCCUAGCAGCUUCCCAAGAUGGAGGGGAGGGAGGGAGGGCGGGAGGGAAGCUGGCAGGUGAUACUUUACUACUUUUUAUUAUUUAAGAAGAAUAAUGUGACUAUGUUCUCCUCUUGACUGAACUCUUCUGUGCGCAAACACCCAGUGGCAAUUAUUGUCGAUCAAAAAUGCUCGACACACAAAAACGAUGCCCCGCCACCCAAAAAAAAAUAAACUGUGAUUAUCUGCUGUCUUUUUAUUUUUUUGUCGGAGUAUAAAUAUGCGCAAAAAACAAAACAAAAGCUUUAGUCUAACCAGCACAAAGAGGGUGGGUGUCGCUCAGUGAGACUAUGCAGUGGAGUGUUGAACCCAGGCUUCCAUGUCCAACUUGGGUUUUUGUCGUGUUCUUGAAAAUACCUUAAAAAAAAAAAAAAGUUGACGGGAUUCCCAAUAAUAUUCCUCAAACAUGUUGUGCCAUUGAAUCCUACUGCUACUACUAAUAAUGAACUAAUAAUGGAGAGGAAAAAAAAAAAAAAAAAAGUUUACCUAGCAACCGCCGGGCCAGUUGUAGCAGGAAGUGGGUGCGUGGUCAGGUCCAUUCGUUUCUUUUUCCCAGCUCGGCGAUAGACUGGCGAAAGUGCAAAUUUUACACAACUUUUUUAUAGAGAUUCUAUCAAUCCACAGUUGGAUCACCUCUUAUUAUGCACAUUGCUUUGGGAGACUGUUGAAUCAAUAAUAUCUCUCUAUAUAUAUAUAUAUAUAUGAGAAUAUGUACUGACAGUGUCUCUAAUCAUCGAGGGGGGGGGGGUGUCUUCCUAACCUAGAAACGACAGGAAGUAACUUUAUUUUCAAACGUCUUCCUCGGGUCAUCACAGGAUUUUAUCUUAACACUUUUGGGGGAACUGCACUUUUUGAAGGACAAUCUUUAUUUCGGUAUAUUGAUACAUUAAUUUAAAAAAAAAAAAAAAAAAAAAAGUGAACGAAGUCGCCUAUGACAAGGUAUUAAAACCAACUCCAGUGUGCUCUAAUAUGAAUGUCUCCUCUGAUGCUGUCUGUUUGGUUUCAUUUAUUACUUUUUUUUUUUGCUUGGUUUAAGUAUUUUUUCCUUAUUUCUUUCUGAAUUUUUAGUGCUCUUAAGAGAAUGUGUACUAAGGUGUAGACUUGUAGGUAGUAGGUCUUCUGUUGGCUGUACUCGUAUACUGAUUACUGUUUGUAACCUCUGGCCCCUUCAGCCAGCAUACAAAGCUGUAUAACUUGGGUACAACCCUCAAUAAAAGACUAACAAUCA
This is a messenger RNA of Syngnathus acus (greater pipefish), 11000 nucleotides long. RefSeq names its product trinucleotide repeat-containing gene 6A protein-like. Gene Ontology annotation, biological process: miRNA-mediated post-transcriptional gene silencing; positive regulation of nuclear-transcribed mRNA poly(A) tail shortening. Gene Ontology annotation, molecular function: nucleic acid binding. The coding region runs from base 150 to 6173 and encodes 2007 amino acids. The transcript is spliced from 26 exons. Gene Ontology annotation, cellular component: P-body; nucleoplasm. Lineage: Eukaryota; Metazoa; Chordata; Actinopteri; Syngnathiformes; Syngnathidae. The record is from RefSeq and is a predicted model, not a curated record.